This is a messenger RNA of Marchantia polymorpha subsp. ruderalis, 1527 nucleotides long. The record is from the annotation of a GenBank genome assembly. NCBI's taxonomy places the organism in Eukaryota, Viridiplantae, Streptophyta, Marchantiopsida, Marchantiales, Marchantiaceae.
GGCGGUCGGUCGCCGGCCGGCUCCCGAACGGACGGACGGCCGGAAAUGGGCACAGCGAGAGAGACGUAGAGUGGCGACGUACUCGACGGCCGGAAGCUGAAUAGAAAAGGACGAGAUAUUGUAGCAUACGCGAUCAUGACAAGGUUUGAAUACUUUGGCCGCAGGAAGAAGACGAGGAAAGUUGGAGGCGCGAUGGACGAAGAAGGCAAGGAAGGAAGGAAGGAAGCAAGGAGAGAAAGAAAGCGGGAGAGUACGUAAGGGAGCAUGUUGGCUGAUGUCCUGCGAGUGCGUGAGCGUGUGCAUAUGCGAGCGAUACGCUGCCUUGGAGUACUUCCCACUCAAAUCUAGGUCAAAUCGGAACCCUAUCCCUCCUCCCUCCCUUUUGGCCCUGCCUUCCCUCUCUGUGCCAAUUCGACCAGAGUUCAAGUCUUUCUGCCUCCCUCCCUCCGUGCCUGCGGUCGCGUUGUCCUCAAUGUCGUGUGAUAUUCGGCCUCUGUCUCUCUUUUCUUUCUCUGGCUGCUCUCGCGGCCGGGCGGGCACUGUUGUCAGGGCGAGCGGGGCAUAGGUAGCGAGGUAGCGGCUGACACUGCAUGACACGAUCCAUUUUGCAUUGCUUGCUCUGGCCUCUGGUUCUGUUUGUAGUUCGUCCUCUCUGGCCUCUCGCCCUUCGCUCUUGGCUUGCUCUGCUCUGCUCGGUCUGCUGCUGCUGCUGGGCUUGGACUGUAGGGAGUAGAUACGGGGAAAGAUCUGGUCCUGCAAGCAACGCUUGCCAACAGAAGCGAGCAGCGCUCGUGUAGAGCAUCCUGGCUACCGGUAAUGCCCGCGAAGAAUAUGAUGGAGCGACCGCCUGACCGUCCGGGGCUGCGACAGGCGGACAGGCGGUGCGGGCCGGGUUGUCGGAGGUGACCGGCCGGGCCUGGGGUGCAGUCGUGGGGGGCGGGCGGGGGCCUUUAACCAGGGUUGGCCCGAGAGACCAGAUUUUUAUAGAAACCUGUUGACUGCGCGAAGCGGGGAGUAGCGUGAUGGCGAAGGGGAAGGAAGGGAAGGCCCGGAGGCGCGAGGACACGCGGCGCGCGAUGCGAGAAACGCGGAGGGAGAUUUUUGGGGAUGGGGAAAGGCAGGCGUGCAAUGAACUCCCCUCGCCUCUGCUUUGAACACGUCAGCAUUUGCCAGCCUGCCCCAGAUCCGCGCUAUCUUCCAUACUGUAUGCCCUUCAGUCUGAUGUGUUGCGCUGCCGAUGCUGAUCGGGCACCCCGUACUGAUUACGGACUGUCCGUAUUGACCUAUAUCUCUGGUUUCGCGAACCAUGUCGGACAAAGCGACCCCUCGUGGCCCCCCGCCCCCACCUUCCAACCGCCACCCCUUCUAAAUGUUACAGCCCGUUCCUACGCUCCGCCCCUUUCAAAGAACUGUCAUUCAUACCUCCUUCGCCAUGGCGUUCUCACUCGGAGCUUUCGAGGUCUCGUAUUAUUUUCCUCCUGUUCUUGUUCGCAUUGAAAAUCAAAUCUAUAAAUAAAUAUAUCGCCC